GUAUACGACUGAUGUAUGCGGGUGAUAUACAUAUUUUAUGCAGUGUGCGUGUGACAGAGUCAAAUAGCUGACACCCAGAAUUUUCACUUGAAUUUUGUGCUUUUUUAUUGCUGUCAAAAAUGAAAAAUGUCACAACAACAUUUCAAUUGAGUUUUCCGUGAUAGACGUGUACGAUUAAAGCUCGGUUGAAUGAAUCCAAUUUGGUAAUUAGUUUAUGUGCCAGCCAGAUGAGCGACGACGAUGCUAAUUUGGAAAUUGUUUCAAAUUGUUUUAAGUGAAUUUUUGUUUACUUCUUUUGCUGUUGACUACUGUGUGAAGCAAACCCAUCUACCAAAUGAAUAAUCCACGAAUUGCCGACGACCAUGACUUUGAAUCGCUGAAACAAUUGGUCGACGAUAAUGCCGGAUGGAAUUUGGAAUUGUCGAAAGCUGAAACACAAGUCUGGACGAAAUCUAUUGAAGGUUGCAGUUUUCACAUGGUCAAAAUUCAUUCCAUUUUCCAUAACAUAUCGUCGGACAUUGUUUUCGAUGUACUUCAUGAUCCGGACUAUCGCAAGGACUGGGACUCUCAUAUGAUCGCCAGUGAAGAGAUUGGUUGCUUCAAUGUCAAUAAUGAUAUCGGAUACUAUGCGAUGUCAUGCCCACCACCCUUGAAACCGAGAGACUUCGUUUUAAUGAGAUCUUGGUUGGACACAGGACCCCAAGGAGAACAACUGUUAUUAUCUCGUUCCGUUCCUCACAAAGACUAUCCUCCAAGAAAAGGAUUCAUUCGGGCAAUGUCUUACAUCACAGGAUUUGUAAUUCGACCGCAACCGAAUGGCGGCUGCUACUUAGGCUAUGUGGCCCAUUGUGAUCCGCAAGGUAAACUGCCACCAUGGUUAGUGAACAAGGUAACGCACACUGUGGGUCCACGAAUGGUAAAAGAUUUACGGAAAGCCAGCGAAGGAUAUGUUCUGUGGAAAACCAAUCAACCGCACUAUCGUAAGCCAUGGCGGUUUCCCGAGGAGAUAACGUGUCCUCGAAUAUUUUUAGACGAUUGCAUUCAACAAAUACAGGAAAAUGACAAUAGUGACGUAUCAGAAAACAUUGCUGCAUCGCAGAAGCAACAAGCGAAGCAAAGGAAAAUUCCGCGUGAUAGCCGAAAGCUUCGAUUACAAACGCAUAAGUGAAUCUGGAAAUUCCAGUGUACUGUUCAUAAUGUACGUACAAGUGCAUGACUUGCAACUUGCAACUACUUUUAUUCUGCGAUAUCUAUAAAUGCUUUCAAAAUUUUAAAUUUUUUUCUAACGCAAAGUAAUUGAAUGACGAAUUUAGUUCGAAGAAAAUAGAGACUUGAAAAUUGGCGUAGUUAGAUUUUUAGAAUGUUGCGAUGAAUAUAGCAACGGGUAGAAGGUAUACGUAUAGGCGAAAGUGUAAUGGAAUAGGAUAAUUAGGGAAAAUCAGAUUAUUCGACGCUAAAUGAAAAGACGUUAUUACUGACGCUGAAUGCAUGGUCUUUCAUCCAGGAAAAAUAAUUAAAUUUCGACUUGACGGAUUUUGAUCAAACAUAAUGCCAGUGCGUGAUGCAUGAUUUGACGAUUCCAGCAAAGUAAUUAAUUCUUCCAUCGGAUCGGUUGUGAGAUAAGGCCUCGAAAAUUUAAUUAUUUUUUCUCAUUAAGUCAAGAUUUUAAAGUCUUUUCUCUCAGCAGAUAUACGUCCGACUUAAAAACUAAUUACUUUACCGAGUCUCGAGAUCAUGUGCUACAAACCAGGACCAGGGCCUAUUUUAAGUAAUUUUAAU
Bradysia coprophila is the source of this 1779-nucleotide messenger RNA. RefSeq names its product START domain-containing protein 10-like. Gene Ontology annotation, molecular function: lipid binding. Lineage: Eukaryota; Metazoa; Arthropoda; Insecta; Diptera; Sciaridae. The record is from RefSeq and is a predicted model, not a curated record.